Cynara cardunculus var. scolymus (artichoke) is the source of this 1249-nucleotide messenger RNA. RefSeq names its product zinc finger MYM-type protein 1-like. NCBI's taxonomy places the organism in Eukaryota, Viridiplantae, Streptophyta, Magnoliopsida, Asterales, Asteraceae. The transcript has 4 exons. The record is from RefSeq and is a predicted model, not a curated record. The annotation marks the transcript as partial.
AUGGAAAAAUAUUUGAAGCGAAAAGCUUCAUCAUCAACCGGUAAUAAUGAUGCAUCCAAUUCCAACAAUGUGAUUGAUGUUAACGAUCUUCCUUGGGAUCCAUCAGAAAGACCCAAAAUUAUAAGUUAUAAUCCAAAUCAAAGAGACGAAAUUAGACGGAAAUACUUGGUAAGGGGUCCUUGUCAACCACGAGGUCACAUCUUUCCAACCAAAGUUAUAGGGACUAAAGGGAGACGGUUUGUUGUUACUUGGYUUGAUCAAUUUCAGUGGUUGGAAUAUAGUGUAAAAGUAGAUAGAGCAUAUUGUUUGCCUUGUUACUUGUUCAGAGACCAAGGUGGGAAUAAUGGGAUAGAUGCAUUUGUGGCGGACAGAUUUAAUAGUUGGAGUAAAAAAGAUAGACUUACGCUUCAUGAGGGUGAGGUUAAUAGUUUUCACCAUAAAGCACUUAAAAAAUGUGAAGAUUUGGUUAACCAAAACCAAUCAAUUGCGGUUGCCCUUCGUAAACAAACAGAACUCCAAAAGACCGAGUACCACAUGCGAUUGAAUGCUUCCGUUGAAGUUUGUAGAUAUUUGUUGGAGAAUGCCUUACCAUUUCGUGGCAAUGAUGAGUCGGAAAAAUCUAUGUACAAAGGGCUUUUCUUGGGGACUUUAAAGUUAAUCGGAAGAACAAAUGGGGAGAUUGAAAAGGUUAUAUUACAAAAUGCCYCGAAGAACAAUCAAUUGACAUCUCCAAAGAUUCAAAAAGAUCUCGUUACUUGCUUUGGAGAAGAGGUGUUGAAAGACGUUAUUAGGGAAAUUGGUGAUGAUGUAUUUGCUUUGUUGGUGGAUGAGUCUAGUGAUGUCUCUARAAAAGAACAAAUGGCCGUGGUUUUGAGGUUUGUUGACAAAGAAGGAGUUGUUCAAGAAAGAUUUGUUGGCAUUGUUCAUGUCAUGGAUACAUCUGCUGUAAGUCUUAAAUCUGCGUUGGAUGCUUUAUUUGCAAAACAUGGAUUAAGUUUCACAAAGGUAAGAGGACAAGGUUAUGACGGUGCUAGCAACAUGAGUGGUGUUAAAGACUUCUUUGAUUUGCUUGCUUUGGUUGUUACUGUUGUAAACUCUUCUUGCAAACGAAAAGAUAUGCUACGAGAAAGUCACAAAGAGAGAAUUCAAGAAGAAAUUGGAAAUGGGGAGAUUGAGACUGAGGUCAUACAGAUGCUUGAAUAUGUCGAAGAUGAUGGUGAUAAUGGAGCUAGUCGGCUUCAAGCAAGAG